Messenger RNA from Archocentrus centrarchus (flier cichlid), 1384 nucleotides. Its product is annotated as taste receptor type 2 member 104-like. The transcript has 4 exons. Gene Ontology annotation, biological process: positive regulation of Rho protein signal transduction; phospholipase C-activating G protein-coupled receptor signaling pathway. The coding region runs from base 27 to 845 and encodes 272 amino acids. Lineage: Eukaryota; Metazoa; Chordata; Actinopteri; Cichliformes; Cichlidae. Gene Ontology annotation, molecular function: G protein-coupled receptor activity. The record is from RefSeq and is a predicted model, not a curated record. Gene Ontology annotation, cellular component: plasma membrane.
UUUCAGCUGGAAGCCGUCCUGAAACAAUGUUUUACACAGGAACAUGGCCUGGAUCCAUAGCCACAAACCUCCUCACAUUAUAUAAUCUAGAGGUGCGGCGUGUCCUUGAAAUGAUGAUGUGGAUCAACAUGUGUGUCUGCCUUCCUUUGACCAUACUGAUCAUCUAUUGUCUGUUUUGUGUGACGCGAAGGAGCCAGGUCCCCAUCAUCUACUACACAAACCUCCUCAUCUCCAAUCUAAUCCAGAUCUGCAUAAUGACUCUUUGGGUCACACGAGUGGAAAGCAGCAUCUUUAUUGUUAUUUACGUCUCGUGUAUGAUGGCCACUCUUUACUUCAAGAUGUGCAUUGCUCUGGAAAGAUAUUUUUUCAUCGCCUGCCCACUGCUGGACUGCCUCAGACAAACUAAGAGUUCUGUGCUGGUCUGCGUUCUGGUCUGGGCUUUGUGUAUUAUCAGCGUCCCUCUUGCUAUAGUCUUAAAUGAAUUUGUACGUUUAAUUAUUUAUGUCACCCUCCCUGGUCCUCUGUUCAUCUUCUGCUUAGCUCGGACCUUCACAGCUCUGCCUGCUGCCACCUCAGUGCCCACUGAGGAAAAGUGGAGAACUCUAGGAACUUUGAUUGUGUUGUUUGUUAACUACUUUCUAAUAAUCAUUCCCACAAUCAUCUGCCUGUUUGUUAAUGAAUAUAUAUACAGAUUGUUGUACUAUUAUGUCAUUUUAAUUUCAGUCUUGUUCCUGCUUUGUCCUUUUGUGGACUUGAUUCUGUUUCUUUUCAUGCAGAAAGGCUGCAUAGACAAGGUGCUGAGGUGUCUGUGCAGCUGCAGUACGGACACCACUGUAUCAGAUUAAGCAGCUGAUCAUCACUGUGAGUGAUGGUAGCACAGAGCAGAGGGCUGCUGCUGCAGUCACAGUCAAAUGGAGAGAGAAAACAGGAAGCAAAGUCUGUAAGAGAUUCUGAGGAAAUAAGCAAACAGACACAAACACACCCAAACAAACACACCCUUUGCAAACGCUCAUCAUUCAUCAUGUAAAAUCAUUCAUCAUAUAGAAUCUCAACAGCACUGAUCUCAGCUGAAGUAGCUCUGACUCUAAAUUUUACAGUAAUUUUAUAAUUAUUUUAUAAUCACCUCUGAACACAUCUCAUAUUACACCAUUAUUAUUAUUUACAUUUUUUCUCCAUAUUUCUUCUUCUUAAUUAUCUUAAUUUAUCCCAAAUUUCCCCUCUGUGGGACAAUAAAGGCUGUUUCUUCUUCUUAAUUCUUUGACUCCAGUAUUGGUUUCUCAUUUACAGUCAUCUGUCUGAUUUUAGACUUUUUUUAGAGAUUUAGAGGUUUUUACAAUCAUGUCAUUUUAGUUUAAUUGUUUAGUUUUUCUUGCCUGUAAUUAUG